This is a messenger RNA of Paramacrobiotus metropolitanus, 1155 nucleotides long. Its product is annotated as cilia- and flagella-associated protein 157-like. The record is from RefSeq and is a predicted model, not a curated record. Lineage: Eukaryota; Metazoa; Tardigrada; Eutardigrada; Parachela; Macrobiotidae. The transcript has a single exon. Bases 1 to 1155 code for a protein of 384 amino acids.
AUGGCACGGUCGGCCGAAAAGGUCAAGGAGGAAAACGCGGAUCAAGUUGAGAAGGGAAGUGACGAAGUCAGUCAAAAGGUCACCGAAGGUAGUGGCGCCGUCAGCAGCAACGAGCUGAUCGACGAGGGAAAGGUCAAACAGAAUGACCUUUCGGAAAACUCACUGUCCUUACAAGAACAGCUGGAAGAGAACGGUACCAGCCCCACGUCAAGUGACAAGUUUUACACUGACGAUGAAGACGAAACGACGGUACAGACGUCUUUCCAUACGGCAAUGAAGGAGGCAAACUUAACGAAAGGGAUGUUUGAUACGACCCUCCAGGACAAGCCAGAAGAGACCUUUGAAGGAACGGCGUCAGGAAGAGCCGACGACCGGGACCAAAGGUCACCAUCACCAAAAACAUCCGUAAUGAAUGGCUUAAAGCAGCGUGUCAAGGAACUCGAGCAGCUACUUGACGAGAAGGAGAGCCAGGCAUUCGCUGCCAUUCGAGAACAACGGAAUAAAACUAUCGAAGUCGAAGCAAGGCUGUAUGUGAUGGAGCAAGAAAAGGUCACGCUCGAAGACGAAGCGCAACAAUGGAAAGUUAGAUUUGAAGUUCAGAAACAAGCGGCGGAAGAUCUAAGGAAAAUGGUCGAAGAUCGAGACGCGGAAGGCAUACUCACCGCAGAAGAAGACGGUCUGUCCGAGGAAGCAGCUGAAAGGUCACAGGAAAUAGCAGAAUUGAAAAAUGAGCGUGACCUUUUACAGUCAAAGGUCAAGGAGGCCGAGAAAAAACGUGACGAAUCUCUAGCAAAUGCGACGAAGUUCACCGGAAAGGUCACCAGCUUGACGGCUGACAUCUCGAAACUGAAGGAUGACCUUAAAUUACGCGAAGACCUUGUCAACACGUUACAAACAGAAUUAAAAGAGAUGAAAAGGAAACACAACGAAGCGGAAAGCCAGAGAGAUCAAGCAGCAAAGGAACUGCUUGAACUGGCUGAAAUAACAAAAACUGAAUUCAAGCGACUCAAUGACGAAAUCGACAACCAAAAGAAAGAAGCAAAGAAGUGGUUGAAGGAAGCACAACGGUGUGACGAACGGGUCACUGUGCUAGAAGUCGUGAAUAAAGAAGGAAAGACAGAAAAUGAAAAACAAAAGAAGAGAUCGCCAAAUUGA